AUGGCUGACCCCGGCAGCGACGGAGAGGUGGCGGAGGGCGCGCGAGGCUUCGCCCGCCAGGGCGCCCUCCGCCAGAAGAACGUCCACGAGGUGAAGAACCACAAGUUCAUAGCGCGGUUCUUCAAGCAGCCCACCUUCUGCAGCCACUGCACCGACUUUAUAUGGGGCUUCGGCAAGCAGGGAUUCCAGUGCCAAGUGUGUUGUUUUGUGGUCCACAAGCGCUGUCAUGAAUUUGUCACCUUUUCCUGUCCGGGUGCCGACAAAGGGCCCUCCUCCGACGAUCCUCGUAGUAAACACAAAUUCAAGGUGCACACGUACUCCAGCCCGACCUUCUGUGACCACUGUGGCUCCCUCCUCUACGGCCUGAUACACCAGGGCAUGAAAUGCGACCAUUGCAUGCUUAACAUCCACAAGCGCUGCGUGGCUAACGUGCCUAGCUUGUGCGGGACGGAUCACACCGAGAGGAGAGGCCGCAUACAGAUCUCAGCUCGGAUCGCCGAGGACACGCUGACCGUCACCAUCAAAGAGGCCAAGAAUUUGGUCCCAAUGGAUCCCAACGGCUUGUCGGACCCUUACGUAAAACUCAAGCUGAUCCCUGACCCAAAGAGUGAAAGCAAACAAAAGACCAAGACCAUGAAAUGCUGUCUAAACCCAACCUGGAACGAGACUUUCACUUUCCACCUGAAAGAAAGUGACAAGGAUCGUCGUCUUUCUGUGGAAAUCUGGGAUUGGGACUUAACCAGCAGGAACGAUUUCAUGGGUUCUCUGUCCUUUGGGAUCUCAGAGCUGCAGAAACAAGGGAUAGAUGGAUGGUUUAAGCUUCUGUCCCAGGAGGAAGGAGAGUAUUUUAAUGUUCCCGUCCAGCCAGAUGGUGAAGAUGGCAAUGAGGAGCUUCGACAAAAGUUUGAAAGAGCAAAAGUGGGCCCGGGGAAACCAUCUGAUUCCUCUUCCUCGUCUUCUGUCAGCAAAUACGACAGCAACGGCAACCAGGACCGUAUCAAGCUUUCUGACUUUAACUUCAUCAUGGUUCUGGGAAAGGGCAGCUUUGGCAAGGUGAUGCUGGCUGAGAGGAAAGGUACCGACGAGUUGUACGCUGUGAAAAUCUUGAAGAAAGACGUGGUGAUCCAGGACGACGAUGUGGAGUGCACCAUGGUGGAGAAGCGGGUCCUUGCACUUUCGGGGAAACCCCCUUUCCUAACACAGCUGCAUUCCUGCUUCCAAACUACGGACCGACUGUAUUUUGUGAUGGAGUACAUUAACGGAGGGGACCUGAUGUAUCAAAUCCAACAGGUCGGGAAGUUUAAGGAACCUCAUGCAGUGUUCUAUGCAGCCGAGAUCGCCACUGGCCUCUUCUUCCUCCACUCCAAAGGGAUUGUGUAUCGGGAUCUGAAGCUGGACAAUGUGAUGCUAGACUCGGAAGGCCACAUAAAAAUUGCCGACUUUGGCAUGUGCAAAGAGAAUAUGUUGGACGGCGUUACCACCAAGACAUUUUGUGGGACACCAGAUUACAUUGCACCUGAGAUCAUAGCCUACCAGCCUUAUGGGAAGUCUGUAGACUGGUGGGCCUUUGGAGUACUGCUAUAUGAAAUGCUUGCAGGGCAGCCGCCUUUUGACGGCGAGGAUGAAGACGAGUUGUUCCAGUCCAUCAUGGAGCAUCACGUCUCGUACCCGAAAUCAAUGUCCAAAGAAGCUGUCGCCAUCUGCAAGGGGCUUAUGACCAAACACCCGGGCAAGCGUCUUGGCUGCGGUCCCGAGGGCGAGCGGGACAUCAAGGAGCACGCCUUCUUCCGCUACAUCGACUGGGAAAAACUGGAGAACAAAGAGGUCCAGCCGCCAUUCAAGCCUAAAUCUAAAUCCCGCCGCGACGUGGGCAACUUCGACAAGGAGUUCACCAAGAUGGCUGUGGAACUGACGCCGACGGACAAACUCUUCAUCAUGAAUCUGGACCAGAACGAAUUCCAAGGCUUCUCCUUCACCAACCCCGAGUUUGUUAUACAAAUCUAA
This is a messenger RNA of Nerophis lumbriciformis (worm pipefish), 2004 nucleotides long. The record is from RefSeq and is a predicted model, not a curated record. Lineage: Eukaryota; Metazoa; Chordata; Actinopteri; Syngnathiformes; Syngnathidae.